CUUGUUAUUCUCUCUUGAUCAUUAAUAUAUGCAAAUCACUCUAUGGUAAUUGAUAUAUAAGGUUAUGUGGCCAAGACUUGUGGCCAACAAGAUCCUAAGGAAAAGCGUCGGGAGCAACAACUUCGUUGCCGAUUUCCCACCUGAUACCGAUCAGAAGCUUCUAGUAGCUUCCGGAUUAGUUGAUGAACGAGCUUCUUUCACUUCUAAAUCAAUUCUCCUCGAGCAACACAAAACCACUCAUCUCAACUACAAGGUUUUUGUAAGCACAUGGAACGUCGGUGGUAUUGUACCAGACGAUGGGCUUGACAUGGAGGAUCUGUUGGAAACACAUCAAACACCGUGCGACAUAUACGUGCUUGGGUUUCAAGAGGUAGUGCCUCUUCGAGCUUCGAAUGUUUUGGGAUCAGAUAAUAACAAGGUCUCUACAAAGUGGAACUCUUUGAUAAGAGAGGCUUUGAACAAGAGAGCAAAACCUCAUCGAGACAAAGAAUUGUCGGAAUCAAAGGGCAUUAAUGGUAUUUCACAAGAUUUCAGAUGUAUCAUAAGCAAACAGAUGGUCGGAAUCUUGAUCACCGUUUGGGUCCGAGGUGAUCUCUGGCCGUACAUCCGUCAUCCUAACGUUUCAUGCGUUGGUUGCGGCAUCAUGGGUUGCUUAGGAAACAAGGGAUCGGUAUCGGUUAGAUUUCAAUUGCACGAAACGACCUUCUGUUUCGUUUGCAGCCAUCUAGCUUCUGGUGGCCGCGACCGAGAUGAAAGGCAGAGAAACUCCGACGUCAACGAGAUCUUAGCGAGAUCGAGCUUUCCUCGAGGCUCAUCGCUAGACUUACCCAAAAAGAUUCUUGAUCACGAGUAAGCUAAUUAUAUUUUAAAUGAAUUCAAUAACUAUUG
Arabidopsis arenosa is the source of this 888-nucleotide messenger RNA. Lineage: Eukaryota; Viridiplantae; Streptophyta; Magnoliopsida; Brassicales; Brassicaceae. The record is from the annotation of a GenBank genome assembly.